Messenger RNA from Candoia aspera, 1591 nucleotides. RefSeq names its product complement C1q binding protein (gene C1QBP). The record is from RefSeq and is a predicted model, not a curated record. Gene Ontology annotation, molecular function: kininogen binding; complement component C1q complex binding; transcription corepressor activity. The transcript has 6 exons. Bases 16 to 852 code for a protein of 278 amino acids. Gene Ontology annotation, cellular component: nucleus; cell surface; plasma membrane. Lineage: Eukaryota; Metazoa; Chordata; Lepidosauria; Squamata; Candoiidae. Gene Ontology annotation, biological process: negative regulation of mRNA splicing, via spliceosome; regulation of complement activation; cytosolic ribosome assembly.
UCUCCGGCCUUCACCAUGCUGGUCGCCCGGGCUUUGCGAUCCGUCGCCGCGCGCCGUUCUCUGCCGCUGCGGCCCCUGCUGCCUGGGCAGGCGAGUGCGCAUCGCCCGCUGCCGGGCCCGGCGGCCGCCGCCGCCCGGCCUUUCACCCGCUCGCUCUGGGUGCUCCACGGCGCCGGAAAGGGCCUUCCCAGCCUCCUGCGGGGCUCGCCCUCCGUGUCCUGCUCUUGCGGCGGCCUCCAUACCGAAGGUGACAAAGCUUUUGCUGAAUUUCUAAAUGAUGAAAUCAAAGAGGAGAAGAAGAUCCAGAAACACAAAUCCCUGCCAAAGAUGUCUGGAGGAUGGGAGCUGGAAAUUCAUGGCACUGAGGCCAAGCUCACACGGAAAGUGGCUGGGGAAAUGAUCACUGUCUCCUUCAAUAUUAAUAAUAGCAUUCCACCAAACUUUGAUGAGCCCCCAGAAGGACAGAAGCCUGAUGAAGAAGAGCCUGAGCUGACAUCCACCCCAAACUUUGUUGUAGAAGUAACCAAAGAUGAUACCAAGCAAACACUUGUGCUGGAUUGCCAUUACCCUGAGGAUGAGGUGAGCCCCAGUGAAGAAGGGGAAAGUGAUAUUUUUUCCAUCCGGGAGGUCAGCUUCCAGCCUGCUGGAGAUUCAGAAUGGCAGGACAACAACUAUACUCUCAACACCGACUCUCUAGACUGGGCCCUGUAUGACCACCUGAUGGAUUUCCUGGCUGACCGAGGGGUGGACAAUACGUUUGCAGAUGAGCUUGUGAACCUCAGCACAGCCCUGGAGCACAGAGAGUACAUUCGGUUCCUUGAAGAUCUGAAGCAUUUUGUCAAAUGUCAGUAGGCUGAGUUGGCUGCGUGGAGGCCUGUGUUUCCUCACGGGGAGUUUGGGGGUGGAUGAUUUUCCUGCCCUUCAAAGCCUGGACUCUAGUUUUAAAAUCCCAGGGAACUAGAGAAGAGAGAGUUGAAGUUUUUCCGUGGAGGUUGAUUAUAUCCACCGACUGGGGGGUAUAUUGUUCUGCAACUGUAUGCCAUCCAGGUGCCAACUAGAUUGGGGAGGUUUGUACAGUUUAAAAAGGAAGAUAAAUGAUGUGAAAAUAAACUAUCUUAAAUUCUUAGUGUAAGGUGGACUGUGUGUGUAUGCUUAGCUUUUUUCAGCUUGGUGCUGUUCAGAUACGCUGAUGCUCUAAAUCCCAGAAUUCCUACCCAACUACCUGGAUUAACAGAAGGUUGCCACGUUAGCAUUCCAUGCUUCGCCCAAACAUACAUACUACGUUAUGGCUUAAUGUGAUGGCUUGGUUCACGCAGCAUGCUAAAGCAUUUGCUGGAUCCCCAGACCUGAGCCACUUGGUUUAAUCUAGUCUAGGGAAUUGUGCAAACACAGGUUCAGUUAGAUAGUGCUAACUUAGAUAACCUUCUGGAUGGCUCCAUAGGAGAUAGCUUGCAACCCACCUCUUAAUGCCUUCAGCUGUAAUUUUUCCUGGUAGAUGAGCCAUCUGCUUGUGAACAAGAGUUCUUCAAGGAGAGGGAGCUGUUUUGCCUGUGAAUAAUCUGUGGUGGAAGGGAACAAAUAUACAGAAGGA